AUGCCCGCGACGAUGUUGAGUCCUCAAGCAGCCGUCCCAAAACCAACACAGACCUUAACGGGCGAACACCAUCCCUCCUCACCUCUUCGCCCUAAUGCCGCAAUUUUUAACCCAAUUCUAUCACCACGUCCUGGUGGUGGGUUUGGUGUGCCUCCUUCACCACGGUUUGGGGUUGUAGGAGGUGAAAGUCUUGACCAAUGGUUCAAGGAUCUGCGAAAGUAUGAAGCUACGCUUAGUGCAAUGGCGGCCGCCUCAGAGGAGCCGAAGUUUAGAGAAGAGCUGGGCACCAUCGAACAAUGGUUUACGCUGCUCACCGACUCUGAACAAACCGCUUCUUUAUACACCCUCAUUCAACAUGCUUCCCAAGAACAACUCACAUUCCUCAAAGCUGUACUCCAACAGCUGACGGACAACAAUGUUGAUUCGAGGCAAGCUUCACCCGCUACGACACGUCCGCCGCUAAGUGUUCGUCUACCGGGAACACCACGGACACCUGGAUUUAGUCUCACUUCGGCCCUUUCACCUGCAACCUCCCACAAUCCUCACACCAAAGAUCUCGAUAGGGCGGCUAUAGCAGCGGCAGCGGCCUCUCCAGUGUCGGCUACCGAACCCAACAGCCAGGAACUAUUCAUUAAACCCGCGGAGGAAAUGAACUGGGCGAACAUGGUCAACACACCGAUGGAUUUGAUGUUCCAAAAACCUCAAAAUGGAGCACAAGGUAUCCUUCCCGGGAUGCCCAACAUGAUGGGAAUGCCAGCAUUAAACCCCCUUGUGUUCAAUCAAGGAAUGAUGGGAUAUUCGAACGAAGCUCAACUUUUGGCCCUCCAGUUGAUGAUGAGUGGUAUGACCAUGCAGCCCCCGAUGGCAGCGCAAACUACCCACAACGGCCCGAAAUCGACAUCCCAACAACGACAAUCUCAGAAAGGUCAAACGUCUGGGUCGAAUAACUGGAGGUCGGGGUCAAAUAACCGUACUUCCGCUUCGAAAUCCAAAGACAAAAGUUCCGCUUCUUUGUCUGCCACCACGACCAAGCCCGAGGAUGAAGUGGAUCCAGAGCUCUUGAAUGACAUUCCAGCGUGGCUAAAAACGUUACGGUUGCAUAAAUACACGGAUUGUUUCAAGGGCAUGACGUGGCAAGAAAUGGUUGUACUCGACGAGGAUGAAUUGGAAAAGAAAGGGGUUUCAGCCUUGGGUGCACGUCGGAGAUUGACCAAGAAUUUCGAUGCUGUGAAGAGGAAAAUGGGGAUGAUGGUCGACCCAACACCAGAUGCAGAUGCAGAUGCACUGGCCAACGCACCAGCAAACCCCGGAGACAUUACAACGAGUACGUCGUGA
Messenger RNA from Marasmius oreades (fairy-ring Marasmius), 1335 nucleotides. RefSeq lists its product as uncharacterized. Gene Ontology annotation, cellular component: P-body. The transcript has 5 exons. The record is from RefSeq and is a predicted model, not a curated record. Gene Ontology annotation, biological process: nuclear-transcribed mRNA poly(A) tail shortening; regulation of mRNA stability. Gene Ontology annotation, molecular function: mRNA binding; protein binding; translation repressor activity. Lineage: Eukaryota; Fungi; Basidiomycota; Agaricomycetes; Agaricales; Marasmiaceae. The coding region runs from base 1 to 1335 and encodes 444 amino acids.